Molecule: messenger RNA, 3297 nt
Organism: Gavia stellata (red-throated loon)
Lineage: Eukaryota; Metazoa; Chordata; Aves; Gaviiformes; Gaviidae
Product: transmembrane protein 132D
Exons: 9
Coding region: 1-3297 (1098 amino acids)
Source: RefSeq, a predicted model, not a curated record
AUGUGCACUUCUGGGAUUAGCAAUAUGGGGCAUCUGUUGUCACCUCUCCUUUUGAGCCUGGCAGCAGUUUUUUCCAAAGUGACUGAGAGUCGAGGGAUCCUGGAGAGUAUACAGAGAUUUUCUUUACUUCCAACUUACUUGCCUGUGACCUAUCAUAUCCACAAUGCGGAUGUUUCCUUCUUUCUUAAGGAAGCCAACCAGGAUAUUAUGAGAAAUUCCAGCUUGCAGUCCCGAGUGGAAUCCUUUCUGAUCUACAAAUCCAAGAGGCCACCUGUGUUAAAUGCCAGUUAUGGACCCUUUUCCAUUGAACAAGUAGUGCCCCAGGACUUAAUGUUGUCUUCAAAUCCAUUUGGAUCUACUAACAAGUUCUCCUUUAAUUGGAAACUUAAGGCCUUCAUAAUGAGUGACAAAAUUUACCUGAGCAAGCCCAAAGUCCAGGUCCUGUUCUACAUCGUGGGCAGGGACUGGGAUGACUAUAGCACCACGGAACGGCUGCCCUGCCUGCGGGUGUUUGCCUUCCGAGAGACGCGGGAAGUCAGAGGCAGCUGCAGAUUGCAAGGGGAUCUGGGGUUGUGUGUGGCAGAGCUGGAGCUCCUGCCAAGCUGGUUUAACCCUCCAACGGUUGUUGCUGGCCGUAAGAAACCAAUGGAUCAGUCUGAAGGGAGCCCAGUGGAGCUUUACUAUGCCAUACAACCAGGAGAUGAGAAAGGGGAAUGCACCAAGGAGGAUGUAAGGAAAAAUAAUGGGAUCCGACCAGGACGCAAUGACAUUGAUGAGUCGGGACCUCCCUUGCAGAGGAUUGGAAGUGUUUUCCUUUACCAGACACAUGCUGUCCCUUCCUUAAAUGAAAUGAGAUUGGAUAAUAAUAUUGCCAUCCAGUACACACCAAAGACUGUCAAGCAAGGUGACAUUUUGACUUUCCUUGUAUCUGUUGCUAAAAAUUCAACAGAAGAUCAGUUCACACUGAGGGCAAAGGUGAAGAAAGGUGUGAACGUUUUCAGUGUAAGAGCCAGCAGCCCGUACUUAUGGGACAUCAGAGAGAGCGUGGAUUAUACCGGGAAAUAUGCACCAGCUGUUAUUGUUUGCCAGAGGAAAUCUGCUGCCUCUGAAAACAGUGCGGAUGGUCCUUCUUCUGAAAUCAUGCAGAUUGAUUUUGAAAUUGAAGACCUAACUGACCUACCUGGGACCCAGCUCAUCACAUGGCAGGUAGAAUAUCCUGGAGAUACAACAUCUGAUCUAGGAAUCUCCAAGAUCUACGUAAGCCAGAAGGACCUGGUAGGAGUUCUCCCUUUGGCUAUGGAAGCAGAGAUCCUGAAUACAGCUAUUCUCACUGGGAAAACAGUGGCUGUCCCUGUCAAAGUGAUCUCUGUGGAAGAUGAUGGGACUGUGACUGAUCUUCUGGAAUCUGUGGAGUGCAGAUCAUCAGAUGAAGAUGUCAUUAAGGUUUCUGACAGAUGUGACUAUGUCUUUGUCAAUGGGAAGGAAAUGAAAGGCAAAGUGAAUGUCAUAGUUAAUUUUACUUACCAGCAUCUGAGUGCCCCUUUAGAAAUGACAGUCUGGGUUCCUCGUCUCCCGCUGCAGAUAGAGGUCUCUGACACAGAACUAAAUCAGAUCAAGGGGUGGAGAGUCCCCAUCAUCUCUAAUAAGAGACCAGCCAGGGACAGUGACGAUGAAGAAGAGGAUGAACGUAAGGGAAGAGGCUGCGCCCUUCAGUACCAACACGCUAUGGUGCGAGUCCUCACGCAAUUUGUAGCUGAAGCCUCAGACCCCGGCGGCCAGCUGAGCUAUUUACUGGGUUCUGACUGGCAGAUUGACAUCACUGACCUGGUGAGUGACUUCAUGCAGGUGGAGGAGCCAAGAAUCGCUAAGCUGCAGGACGGACAGGUUUUGAUUGGGCAGGAGCUUGGAAUGACGACAAUUCAGAUAUUGUCCCCCCUUUCAGAUGCUAUCUUGGCCGAGAAGACAGUGACAGUUCUGGAUGAGAAGGUGACAAUAACUGACCUGGGAGUGCAGCUGGUGACUGGAUUGUCACUUUCUCUGCAGCUCAGUCCAGGAAGCAACAAGGCCAUCUUUGCUACAGCAGUAGCACAAGAGCUGCUCCAGUCUCCAAAGCAGGAAGCAGCCAUCAGCUGCUGGAUCCAGUUCAGUGAUGGAUCUGUCAUGCCCCUGGAUAUUUAUGACUCCAAAGACUUCUCCUUGUCAGCUACAUCUCUGGAUGAGAAGGUGGUCUCCAUUCACCAUGACCCCAAAUUCAAGUGGCCUGUGAUUGCUGCCGAGACAGAAGGCCAGGGGACACUGGUGAAGGUGGAGAUGGUGAUCAGUGAAUCAUGCCAGAAAUCCAAAAGAAAGAGCAUCCUAGCAGUUGGAAGUGGUAGCAUUAAAGUCAAGUUUGGGCAGAGUGAUGCCAACCCUAACAUCAGUGACAGUAAACACAGGGGUGCUGGUGUCCACCUAGAAAAUCACGCCAGUGACCGGCGUCAGAAAAGCACUUUGCAGGAAAGAGCUGGACUAGAUGGCCAGUAUUACAGCUCCUCAAUGGGCCAUGAGCAAGGCAAAGGAACCACCACUCAAAGGUCUAUUCUAAGUAAAAAAGAAGACAGGGAAAGCCUCCUGGAUGAUGACAGUCAUCUGCAGAACAUCCCGAUAGACUUCACGAGCUUCCCUGCACAGGUGGAUCUGCCAAGAAGCAACGGAGACUUGGAAGAGAAUGACCUAGUCCAGACCCCUAGGGGACUCAGCGAUCUGGAGAUAGGAAUGUAUGCUCUUCUGGGAGUCUUUUGCCUGGCAAUUCUGGUCUUCCUUAUCAAUUGUGUCACUUUUGCUUUGAAGUACAGAAACAAACAAGUUCCCUUUGAAGAGCAAGAAGGUAUGAGCCACUCUCAUGACUGGGUUGGGCUGAGCAACAGGACAGAACUUCUGGAGAAUCACAUAAAUUUCUCAUCCCAACAAGACGAACGUAUCACAGCCAUUGACAGAGGAGUGGACUAUGAAGAGAGCAAAUAUCUCCUCAACACAAAUGCCGCUAAAAAUACUAAUGGACAAUCUUUUAGGUCUACUGAGUCCACAUUCACUGAGGGGAAAGAACAGAAAAGUGAACCAACUACUUCUCCUACCUCUAAGAGGAAACGGGUUAAAUUCACCACCUUUACCACCAUCUCCUCUGAUGAUGGGUGUCCAACUGUCAACUCAAUCUUGAUGAGUAGUGAGGAUGAUAUUAAAUGGGUCUGCCAGGAUAUGGACCUGGGGGAGUGCAAAGAACUUAAAAACUAUAUGGAGAGAUUACAUGAAAAUGUGUAA